Molecule: messenger RNA, 390 nt
Organism: Pocillopora meandrina
Lineage: Eukaryota; Metazoa; Cnidaria; Anthozoa; Scleractinia; Pocilloporidae
Source: the annotation of a GenBank genome assembly
AUGGUAGCAUCAACAAUUAAUGGGAAGAUUAUAGGAUUCCUUCAAAUAAACAACUCAAUUGGCUGCAUAUCAUGCAGGAAAAAAGUUGUUCCGAACAAAGACAGUGAAGACCUUGGACAAUGCAAAGAUUGUAAACUAACUCAAAUCAUUUUAUCUUGUGGAACACAGUGGUAUAUGCGCAUACUGGUACAAUCCUCCACAAAUCCAAGUGAACAGCACAGACUAACUCUUUACCACCAACAAAUUCAAGAACUUAUAACUCACAUGAAGUUGGAUUUGAACUUGAACAGUGUCAGUAAAACAGACAUGACACUUGCAAUAUUGAAAGAAAGCAAAGCCAUGAACAUAACUUACAACUCGCAUUCAAACAAAGUGCAAACAAUUAGUUAA